CAACGAGCCGUCGCCAACGUCGCGCGUGUCCGCAAGACUCUUUGAAAGCUCCGCGCCGCGUAAAUAACUUCGAUACAUUUCUACGAAAAAUAAUAAGACUCACUUUUACUAACAGAGUUUAAUUUUAUUUGAACUAUAAUAUUUUUUAAAUAUAUUUUUCGUGUCAUAUAAAGUUAGUGGAGUUUUAGUUUGGAUUUGAAACUUUUUGUGCGUAUGUAAAGGACUACUGUUCGGGAACACUGUCUUCGCACCUAAUCAUCAUCCAAUACGGACUUGGAAAUUGAACGCAUUGAAUUGGACUAUACCCUCGGCCGAGCCUGUAAACGUGCUCGAUGAAAUGUAAACGAUAACGUGAGGACAUAAUAAUGAAUGUUUUGUUGAUAUAGUUUGAAAACAAUCGGUCGUCGGUGCUCGUGUGAUUCAAUUUUAUGCUUUGACUGGCGGCUUCCUGCGACUGCGAGCGGAAGUCACCGAUACGAAGACCGAGUGAAGGCAGUUACAAAUAGAAGCUCAGUUCACCACCAGAACGAUUUCUUCAUCAAAUAUCAGAGCCAACUAUAAAACAUAGAGCGGCGAGCGACGAGAUACCACCGCUUCCUGAGCAGCUGUGACCCUAUAACCUCGCGCAUCGACAAAAUGCGUUAUCACCGCACUACUACCAACUUAUUGACCGGGACGAAGGUUCCUUAUCAGUCGCACACGAAACCCGCCAACGUAAACAUGAACAUGAAAUAGUGAUGAGCUCAAUUAACGCGAAACGCUUGUGGACGAAUGAUGUGUGUUAAAUCUCUAAGAUGGGUGACCUGCUGCCGAGUAUACCGCGGAGUACGUUCGCGAGUGAGCUAGAUGGAGGGAACUACAGCUGGGAGGGGGAGGGGGUGAAGGAGUACGGGUCUGACGCGGAGCUGGCAGCCGUCGAGCUGUUCCGUGACUACCCGGAGCCGCUGCUGCGCUUCGCCUCCGUUUGCUGUGUUCUCUUCAUGCUGGUGGGCAUCCCUGGCAACCUCAUCACCAUCGUUGCGCUUGCGAGGUGCAAGAAGGUUCGCAACGCUACCGCUGUGUUCAUAAUGAACCUGUCAUGCUCCGACCUCCUGUUCUGCUGCUUUAACCUGCCCCUCGCCGCCUCCACCUUCUGGAGACGGUCCUGGGCUCACGGCAGGAUCCUUUGUCGAAUGUUCCCACUGGCGAGGUACGCCCUCGUCGCCGUGUCGCUCUUCACCGUCCUAGCCAUCACCAUCAACCGAUACGUCAUGAUCUCACACCCGCGCCUCUACCCCAAGUUGUAUCGGCGCCAAUAUUUAGCAGUAAUGGUGGCCAGUACUUGGGCCUUCUCGUUUGGAGCAUUGAUAGCAACGUGGUUAGAGAAAUGGGGCAGAUUCGGCUUGGACCCCACAAUAGGGUCGUGUUCAAUACUGCCCGACAAAAAUAAUCGAUCGCCAAAGGAAUUCCUCUUCGUGGGCGCUUUCAUGCUGCCCUGUUUGGCCAUAGUUAUAUGUUAUGCUAGAAUAUUUUGCAUUGUAAGAGAAGCUGCGAGAAAAUCUCGUGCUCCAGUUCGAGGUCGAUCUAGGCCAGGCUUAGAAGACUCCGCCGUAGGUUCAGCAUCAACGGCUUUGGAACGAUCGCCUGGUCCAGAAAAUGGGAUCAAUCAUGUUGCUCCGCCUAGGAGGGCACUACUUGCGCCUCCCGCCCUACACUGUCCUCCAACUCCUGGACCUGAACGCUCGUCGUCUUCUGGCGUAGAUACGUUAGAUGGACACGAUGAGGAAUGCGCUCUAGACGCAAAACCUCGGACUCCCAGUGGUGGUGAAACAGCUAAGCGGCUCCGGCAAGCUGCUGUGGCGCUGAGACGAUCGCCUGCCUCUGUCAGACCCCCUCGUCUUACGCCAAAAGAUAGAAAACUACUUAAAAUGAUAAUGGCAAUAAUGCUAUCAUUUUGGGUGUGUUAUUUACCCAUAACUUUGACAAAGAUAUUUCGAGAGUUCACGUCGCACCCAGCAGCGAAUAUAGCUGGGUAUAUCCUGAUAUACUUGACGACGUGUAUCAAUCCUAUCAUAUACGUGGUGAUGUCGUCGGAGUACCGGCAGGCGUACAAGAACCUGCUGAUGUGCCGGCGCUGGGCGUGACGUUCGCCCGGCGACGGCGCCUCCGAGAAGCGCCCGCCGUGACUAGUCGUAAAUCGCUGGACAGCCUGAAUAACUGCAAAUAAUGGACACUCAAGUACAUGUGUGUAAAAGAUAAGUGACCAUAAACUUGUGAACUGUAGUGACAGCGUUAAGUUAUUGUUGUAUACGUAGGACGUUCUGUUACGUAGACGUUUUUGUAAUCGCGAACCGUCCGUGAUGGUGUUAGGGGUGGGAAGGAAGCAAUUAGAGUGUUUUAUACUGAACUGUUUUAUCUAAAUUAAUAAUCUCGUGAAAUGAUACUCAACAGCGGUCGGGAUAACAAAAAGUAUAUCCCACGACCACAUUAUUCAUCUCAUUCAGUGUACUUAGUGAUUUACAAUUUUAUCACCAAAAUUACAUGUAUGAAUCAUUGUUCGUCUCUAUUUGUAAAUUGUAAAACGUACAUUAUAAAGUUAGUAUUAUGUGCGGAACUGUUAGCAAUAAGUCAACGAACGUGAGUGAAGUUGUAAGCAAUAUUAAAGUAAUGAGGACUCGCCGGGUUAUGGCAAACCGCGGUCUGGAGUAUUAUCAAUCUCGGGCGUACCCAUGACUGCUAUUGACUCAUUAAGGAAAAAUAAACAAAAGGCCUGUUACAAUAAAAUUUA
Messenger RNA from Helicoverpa armigera (cotton bollworm), 2767 nucleotides. Its product is annotated as G-protein coupled receptor moody. The record is from RefSeq and is a predicted model, not a curated record. Lineage: Eukaryota; Metazoa; Arthropoda; Insecta; Lepidoptera; Noctuidae. Gene Ontology annotation, biological process: G protein-coupled receptor signaling pathway. Gene Ontology annotation, cellular component: membrane. The transcript is spliced from 5 exons. The coding region runs from base 795 to 2123 and encodes 442 amino acids. Gene Ontology annotation, molecular function: G protein-coupled receptor activity.